This is a messenger RNA of Lepisosteus oculatus (spotted gar), 3117 nucleotides long. It is a transcript of the gene smarcd1, whose product is annotated as SWI/SNF related BAF chromatin remodeling complex subunit D1. Gene Ontology annotation, biological process: regulation of transcription by RNA polymerase II. Gene Ontology annotation, molecular function: transcription coregulator activity. Gene Ontology annotation, cellular component: nucleus; SWI/SNF complex. Lineage: Eukaryota; Metazoa; Chordata; Actinopteri; Semionotiformes; Lepisosteidae. The record is from RefSeq and is a predicted model, not a curated record.
CUCUUCACCACGGGCUCAGCGGGGAGAAGAUGGCGGCUCGCGGUGGCUUCCAAGCGGCGGCAGCAGGAGGCGGCGGUGGAGGGCUGGGUCCAGGGCAGCCGGGACCGGGUGCUGGGCCGGGAAUGGGACCGGGGACUCCCUCGGGCCGGAUGGGUCCUUCCUCGGCAGCACAGAACCACCUUUACCGCUCCCCAAUGCCAGGGCCCGGAUACCCGCGUCCUGGGAUGCCUCCAGGUAGUCGGAUGACCCCUCAGGGCCCGUCGAUGGGCCCGCCUGGCUAUGGUGCCAGUCCAGUCUCGAGACCUGGCAUGCCGGUGAUGGACCAGUCCCGCAAGAGACCUGCACCACAGCAAAUCCAGCAAGUGCAACAACAGGCGGCUCAGAACCGCAACCAACAUGCAAAGAAAAAAAAGAUGGCGGAUAAAAUUCUACCUCAGAGGAUCAGAGAGCUGGUACCAGAAUCGCAGGCCUACAUGGAUCUUCUGGCGUUCGAGAGGAAACUGGACCAGACUAUAAUGCGGAAAAGACUUGACAUUCAGGAGGCACUCAAACGGCCUAUCAAGCAAAAGCGAAAGCUUCGCAUUUUCAUUUCAAAUACGUUUAAUCCUGCCAAGCCUGAUGCGGAGGACGGCGAGGGAACUGUGGCCUCCUGGGAGCUGCGUGUGGAAGGCAGACUCCUUGAGGAUACAGCUGUAUCCAAGUAUGAUGCCACGAAACAGAAAAGGAAAUUUUCCUCUUUCUUCAAAUCUCUGGUGAUUGAAUUAGACAAGGACUUGUAUGGCCCUGACAACCACUUGGUGGAGUGGCACAGGACUGCUACCACCCAGGAGACGGACGGUUUCCAGGUGAAGAGACCUGGUGACGUGGGAGUGCGCUGCACAGUGCUCCUCAUGCUGGACUACCAGCCUCCUCAGUUCAAACUGGACCCUCGACUGGCUCGCAUGCUGGGCAUUCACACCCAGACCCGCCCGGUCAUCAUCCAGGCCCUCUGGCAAUAUGUCAAAACCCACAAGCUGCAGGACCCGCACGAGCGGGAGUUUAUCAACUGCGACAAAUACCUCCAACAGAUAUUUGAGACCCAGCGAAUGAAGUUCUCCGAGAUCCCUCAGCGUUUGCACGCUCUGCUGAUGCCCCCAGAGCCAAUCAUCAUCAACCACGUCAUCAGUGUUGACCCCAAUGACCAGAAGAAGACAGCCUGCUAUGACAUUGAUGUAGAGGUGGAUGACACACUGAAGACCCAGAUGAACUCCUUCCUGCUGUCCACAGCCAGCCAGCAGGAGAUUGCAGGGCUGGACAACAAGAUCCAUGAAACUAUAGAGACCAUCAACCAGCUCAAAACGCAAAGGGAGUUCAUGCUGAGCUUUGCCCGAGACCCACAGGGAUUCAUUAAUGACUGGCUGCAGUCACAGUGCAGGGAUCUGAAGACAAUGACUGAUGUGGUGGGCAACCCAGAGGAAGAGCGCAGAGCCGAGUUCUACUUCCAGCCCUGGGCUCAGGAGGCAGUGUGCCGCUACUUCUACUCCAAGGUCCAGCAGAGGAGGCAGGAGCUGGAGCAGGCUCUUGGAAUCAGAAACACUUAGACCUGAGCGAUGUCAGCCAGGAGGGGGCAUGGCCAGGGCAUGGCGAGUGGGAGGGUCACCAGAACAUUGCUCCACUCACAGACUCUGUGACUCCAUCAUUCUUAAUAUGCUGCCUUUAAACAGGGCUGAAGCUAUUGUCUGUCCAAAAGAUAAGGCCUUCUGAGUCUGAUUAUAUCAAACACCACCCAGAUAGCCAGCGGCACCAUGUGGAGAUCCUCCCUCUCUCUUCAUUUUUGGGGUUUUGGGGUGAUUUUGUUCUCAUCUGAUGCCCUGAUUGCCUGUAAACCUGAAUGCUCCCCAUCUGUCCUCCUGACGUCUCCAGAACUGCCUUGCCUCCACAGUGGACCUUUAGUAUACAGUGAAAACUACUUGUAGUGACUGUUCGAUAACAUUUUUCAGAAGUAGGAAUCCUUAUAUGGCCAUUUUUCUGAAUGGCCUCCAUUGAUCUGUGAUGCAGCUGUCGAUGUAGCCUUUGAGCAGUGUUUGACUGUGUUUGGUGCUGACAUCUCACAGGGUUUGGCACCAGUGCAGGAAGUAUAGGUGGAAGAUGGUAUUCAAUGGAUCAUUGAUCCGUGGCUCCGUGACCUUUUCUUUGCACAGUGACCUUCCCUGACUAGUAACCUACCUACAGUUAACCAGCUGGGUGUUUUGAACCUGAUGAAUUAACUGAUGCUUUUAAACAUUGUUCUUUCAUUGGCAGCUUUUCCUCCAAACUCCUCUCUGUAGCUUCCCAGGUUCAGUCCUCUAGACAAACAUAAGUGUUCUGGCUGGUACAAGCUGUGACGCAGCACUGGGAUUUGCCUCGAAGGGACCAUUUAUCUGCUUUUUUGUGGGGGUUUGUGACCCUCACUCUUGUUGAGUUUAGAAUACUAAAGACCAACUAGAUAAGCACCGUUCUCUAGCCACAGGUGUUUGAGUGUAGGCAGUUUGCCAUAGGUUAGUCUAGUUAGCUGAAUUACAUACAGAUCCUGUGCCAUUUUUAUUUCCUCUACAAGGAGUUGUGGAAUGAGGGGAUGGGACAGUGAAUAAGUAAAGAAAGCUGGAAUGUGGAACCCGGUUAUUGUGGUGGAUGUAAUCAUUUAUAUCCAUUUAAUCUUUGUGUAUGUUUACCCUUAAGAUUCAAAUGAUAAGAAAAAAAGCUGCAAAAAAAACAAUAUUGAAUUAUUAUGUUAGACUUUUUAUUGCAACAAGCCAUACGUAAAUCAUCAAACAAUUUUGACUUUACUAUGGAAAGUUGACUUUGUAACAAAACUCCACUGGGUGGGAUAGUAUCUGGUUAUUGAAGUUAGUGGUAGAGAUACAGAAUAUGCGCAUAUUACUCCCUUUCCUCUCGUGUCAAGUUACACUGACAUGCAAUUUAAUUGUAACUGUUGGAUUAGUGUGUCUGCAGCAGCAGCAAUCCCUGGAGGCUCAAAUACAUGAAUAUACUCAGUCUUAGGGAUUUUUUUUUUCUUCUCCCCCUUUAUGGACCAAAUUGUUUUGUUGUAUUUUGUAUUUACUGUGUUACCCUUAUUUUAAUAAAGAGCUUCUUGACUUU